Messenger RNA from Patella vulgata (common limpet), 1674 nucleotides. RefSeq lists its product as uncharacterized. Gene Ontology annotation, cellular component: plasma membrane. Gene Ontology annotation, molecular function: protein binding. The record is from RefSeq and is a predicted model, not a curated record. Lineage: Eukaryota; Metazoa; Mollusca; Gastropoda; Patellidae. The transcript is spliced from 5 exons. Bases 168 to 1025 code for a protein of 285 amino acids.
AGCAGAUGGACUGACCUGAAAUUUAUUGGUGAACGUGAACAACAUUGAAUUUAUGAAAGAAUGUGCCAUUAGCUACAGUUUUGAAAGAAAUGGAUUAUCAAACUUCAGUUGACUGCUGUCAUUUACAGUAAUUGUUAAUUCACAGAUAAAUUGGACAAGAAAAAAAAAUGCCUUUCAGAAAUCCACAGACAUGGCCAAAAUCUUGUGGCUUUGAAAUUUAUGGAUAUGGACCAAGUUAUGUUAUUGCUGUUGAAAACAACAGUGUAGCAAAAAAAGCUGGACUUAUACCUGGAGAUCAAAUUUUAGAGGUGCAGGGGCAAGAUGUGUCAAAUCUACCAUCAGAGAAAAUAAAAGCCCUGGUGAAAAGAUCACAAGUGACUUAUCCAACUUUAGAAGUAGUGGCUUGUCUGCAAGAAAUUAAUAUUCUUCCAAAUCACAUUAUUGGAUACGGGUUUACAUGUAAAAAUGGCCGACCGUUGGUGGUGUCAAGUGUUGAAUUUGGUGGACCAGCUUAUAUGGCAGGCCUCCGUAAAGGUGAUAUUAUAUUGGCUGUAAAUGGUAUGAGUGCAGCAAAUAUACAAGAUAUAGAAAAUGUACUAACAUAUAAGCAAGGUAAACUAGUAUUACUUACCAUACCUGUUGGUAGAACUAGUAAUAUGGUACAAGAUGAUAAAAACAUUAAUAAAUUCCAGUUUAGACUUCAAGAUCACAGAGCUAAAGAUCUUCACGAAAAGAUGAAUUCAGUACUGGGAGAUGAUUAUGAAAAGAAAAUGGCUGUUGUAGGAAUAUUAAAACAAUAUGCUGAAGAUAGAGAUGUAACACUAUUAGCACAUGCUUUACAUACAGUUCUUAAGACGCCACAGCAACGUAGAAUUCUUAGACAGAUAAGACCAUUUGUUCCACCAAGUUAUAGAAAUCAUUAUGAUGAAUUAAUGAAAGGAAGAAGUCAUUCACCAACUACCAGUGAGAAAGCCAGCAGUAUUAAAUCAGGACCUGCAGCACAUAAAACUGGAUUUAGAAAGUAAGAUGAAACAAAAUGGAGUUUUAGAGACUACUUGUCUGCUGAUGAAGACAGACAUAUGCCAUGCAGAGUGUGCUAUUAGGGGAACUUGCUCUUAUUUCGUAUUCCACCUGUCAAGAUAUAUUUUAUGUGCACUUCAAUGUGUACAUACAUACAUACAUACAUGUACACUGGCCCUCUAUUUUUGGUACCACUGAAAUGACCAGAUGAUGUUCCCUGUCAGAUCCUGUAUCCUGUUGCAUCACUGAUAUGUGAAAAUGAGGAGAGAGAGAGAAAUGGGGUUUAACGACCACUUGGCACAAACUAGGUCAUUUUGUGUCUAACAUACAUGUAUGGUUUAAUUUUAUUUAAAUAAUUAGCUUGCGCUUAGGGGUCUUUAGCAGUGGGAAACCGGAGUACCGGAGAGAACCCACAAGGUUGGACGGACGACCCUAGUCCUUGUCACAUACUACCAGGGAAUCAAAACCAUGCCAGUUGACUCAAUGACAGACCUUACCAUUCACCCAUCCCCCCCCAACCACUCCCCACUCCCCCUCCAAAUCCUGAGAACCUUCUAGACCAACAGCUGGACUGAACCCAGCUCCUCUAAGUUAGUAAGUGUGCAUCUCCCUGAAAUUUUCAAAGAAGAUUUUUAAACAGAAACAUUUCUAAAG